AGGUAUGUCGGUUCAGUAAUUCGUUCGUAGCCCGUUUUCAUAAGAAAUAUCGGCCCGAAUAAAUGCUGUAGAUUUACUUUACUAAUAAAAUCGUAUGACAUGUCUAAACAGCUGAAAUUGAGUAAACAUUUAUUUAUAACUACUGGAAUAUAGGAUUGAUAAUUUCUCAGUUUCUUCCGAUUAUAUUUGACAGCCAGAGGUGGGGGUGUUUGACGCCAUAUUGGCAACUUGUGACUUUUGAGACAGACAGCAGAGUAUAAUAAAAAAAUAACCAAACUUUAACCAGCGUACGUCGAAAAAUAAUGCCUUGGAGUGUUUUUGAUUGAUUUCAUCACCUACCGCCGAUCUACCACCGGUAUUAUCACGGUAAUAAACCGUCCCCACGACUUCGCGAGUCUGACUAAAAAUGAGUUUCUUUGGGUUCGGGCAAUCUGCCGAGAUUGAAAUCAUUCUAGAUGGUUACGACACUAGAAAAACAGCAGACAUCAAAUCUGAAGAUGGAAAAAAAGAACGUCACCUUCUCUAUUAUGAUGGUGAAACAGUGUCUGGAAAGAUAAAUGUGAGCCUUAGGAAAGCUGGGAAGCUUGAACACCAGGGUGUAAAGGUUGAGUUCAUUGGACAAAUUGAGUUGUAUUAUGAUAGGGGUAAUCAUCACGAAUUUACGAGCCUUGUUAAAGAGCUGGCCAGAGCAGGGGAGCUUACGCACAACACCGUUUAUUCAUUUGAAUUUGCCAAUGUUGAAAAGCCAUUCGAAAGUUAUACUGGAUCCAAUGUCAGACUAAGAUAUUUUCUCAGAGUAACGAUUGUUCGGAGGUUAAGUGACAUUGUUAAAGAAUCUGAACUUGUUGUACACACCCUUAGCUCUUAUCCUGACAUGAAUAAUCCGAUAAAAAUGGAAGUUGGAAUUGAAGAUUGCUUACACAUCGAAUUUGAAUAUAACAAAAGCAAGUACCAUCUGAAAGAUGUGAUAGUUGGAAAAAUAUAUUUCUUGCUAGUCAGAAUAAAGAUCAAACACAUGGAGAUAGCAAUUAUAAAAAGAGAAAUCACUGGCUCUGGGCCACAUACAUUCACUGAGAACGAAACAAUAGCCAAGUACGAAAUAAUGGACGGUGCACCUGUAAGAGGGGAGUCUAUACCCAUUCGAGUAUUUCUUGCUGGGUACGACCUCGCUCCAACGAUGCGUGACAUUAAUAAAAAGUUCAGUGUCAAAUAUUACCUGAACCUGGUUUUAAUGGACGAAGAAGAUCGCCGAUACUUCAAGCAGCAGGAAAUAACGUUAUGGCGGAAAGGUGAGAAAAGCCGUAAAUCGCAAUCUGCCUCACCGCACAUGCCUUCGCAUCUGGUUUCUGCGGAAACAGGCUUUCCACAGGGCGUUGCUCCGAAUGGACCUCCUUCCGGUGGGUCCGGGCCAGAAGCUGCAAACAGUAUUAGUGGUACAGAAGAGAUCCAAGCUCCAAUCGAAGGAAUGACACGGGAGGAGGGUGAUGGAGAAGGAGAAAAAGAAACAAGCCCGGAAAACAAUUGAAUAUUUUCUUCCGGUCGUUGAGGCAUAGAAAAAUUCUGUUGAUAAUUAAGAAUUAAUCGCCGGGGCUGAAAGCGAAAGAAAUUCAAUGAGAGGAAGAAAGUCAGAGAAGAGGCGGCAGAGGAAGAGAGAGAGAGGUAGAUAGAAAGAGAAAUAGAAAUAGACAGAGAUAUUCAAGAUUACUAGAGAGAGAAAGUUGUUUCAACGAAUCGUUAAAACGGCAAAGCCAUUGGGUUGUUAAUAUUUGGUAA
Messenger RNA from Neodiprion fabricii, 1773 nucleotides. It is a transcript of the gene Vps26, whose product is annotated as vacuolar protein sorting-associated protein 26B-like. The transcript has 6 exons. Gene Ontology annotation, cellular component: endosome; retromer complex. Lineage: Eukaryota; Metazoa; Arthropoda; Insecta; Hymenoptera; Diprionidae. The record is from RefSeq and is a predicted model, not a curated record. Bases 407 to 1525 code for a protein of 372 amino acids. Gene Ontology annotation, biological process: retrograde transport, endosome to Golgi; intracellular protein transport.